Oncorhynchus gorbuscha (pink salmon) is the source of this 3545-nucleotide messenger RNA. RefSeq names its product protein shisa-9-like. Lineage: Eukaryota; Metazoa; Chordata; Actinopteri; Salmoniformes; Salmonidae. Gene Ontology annotation, cellular component: postsynaptic density; postsynaptic membrane; dendritic spine membrane. The transcript is spliced from 7 exons. Bases 2277 to 3545 code for a protein of 422 amino acids. The record is from RefSeq and is a predicted model, not a curated record. Gene Ontology annotation, biological process: regulation of short-term neuronal synaptic plasticity; regulation of AMPA receptor activity.
UGCCAGAGCACAGUAGUGCAACAUCAACGGAGACGGGAUAAAGAAGCUCUGUGCGAGGGACAAGGGAAACAGAGGAAUACACGUUUGAAGAAAAACAAAGAGGGGAUGGAAUGAAAAAAAGCAUCCUACUGCUGUUGGUUAUCCUGUUUCAUCCCAUUUCUGUUGGAGAAUUCCAUAAGCAAAGAAACAGAGAAAACACAUACAUGUGAUAUAUAUAUAAAAUUCCUAUACAUAUAUAUCAAAUUAUGCCUGUUUUCACAGAAGCUGCUUUUGGGGGAAGGACUGUGUUGAGGUCCCUUGCAUAACAAUUGGAAGACUGCUUUAAUGUGCAGCAUUUGGUAAAAACUGUUGCAUAUUAAUGCUUUUUGCAAAUGAGCGUGAUAAAAGACCACAAACAACACAAACAGCUUUGCUGCAGUCCCAUUUUUGAAAGGCUUCUUGAAAACAGGAUUUUGCAUUGCCUUUUGUUGCCGCCUCUCCAGUUAUCCUGCCCUUGGAACAGGCUGGGGAGUUGAGGCUUGGGUGUGUUGCAUGGACCGCAGUCCACAGGCUCAGUAAUACCUUCCUCUAUUCACAGCAGUAACACGGCAGAAAGCCUGCUCUUUAGUUGUGUCUGAAAGAGGGAGAGGUAAGUGAGGAAGACAGAGGCAAGCAGAGAGCAAGAAACAACAUAAAGCAUCAGAGAGGGAUUAUGGAGUCGUGGUAAAUAAACGAAGACAAGGAAAACGAGGAAGGGACUACAGUAGAGAAGUGGGACACUACGUAGAAAUGUAAUUACACCACAUGUUCGCUCAAAAGUGACCUUCUCAUACAUUUAGACGAGGGAGGACUAGACUCCACAGGCUGGGGGGAUUGUUCAGCACGCUGCCCUUGUCAUUCCCCUAUCCUCUGCUUGGUAGCACUUGUGGGGUUGUAGUUGUCUGGCAGCAGAGCUGUAUUGGUGACCCCAUCCUUUUAGGUUCCCUCUCAGGUGUGGUGUGGAGCCGAUCCGACAGCACCAAGAGAAACCCACAACAACAGAGAGUGACUGGACCCCCAUCCCUCUAAACCCAUUAAGCCAAACUGACACUGACGGAGCGCUGUCGCCUAUGGAUUUGAAUGUGUGUGUGUGUGUGUGUCUGUGAGAGUGUGUGAGCGUGUGGGAUAAAGGCUGCCCGCCUCAGGUGCUGAGGACUGCUUUUAAAUCUGGACUAAAUCAUCAUUUCAGUUUAGAUCUCGUAGGACAAUAUUGAAGAACUGCAGGCUGUACUUUCGCUGGAGGGGGUGGAAACAAAAACCCACAUACUUUUUUCUUCUGGCAUAAUACAAUAUUGAAGACCAAUUGUAGAAUAGCAUCUAACUGGAAUUGCACAUCUGGAAAGGAAAGGAAUGAGAGCAUCAUGUUGCACUUAGCAAAGGGAUUAAAAAUGUCUACAAGAAAAAUAACAAAGAAUCAAAUGAACAUUCAGGUGGAGACCAGGCAGUUGCUAGAGGCAAGAUAAUCUGAGAGGUGAAUAUCAACAACUAACAUAUUUAUAGAUUAUGACAAGUGGAUUAUUUAGAAAAAGCCAGUGCUUUGCCCUUUCCCCCUCUUCAGCAUUGAUUAAUGCUUGGCAGGGCAAUUAUCAAAAUCUGUGUGUCCCUCUCCUAAAUGAAGACGUUUACAGAAAGGAGCUUGGAGCCUUGAGGAAUCUGCUUUUCCCCUGGCGCUGUUGGGAAUCCAAAUCUCUCUGGUUUACGGAUAACAUUUUUCCUAUUGUGGUGAGAUUUCUUUUUAAUGCCACGGGCCAGUUAAUUUCUGGGUGACACCUCCUAAACUGGAGAUGCUCCAGAUUUCAGAUCACAUCUGCUAUUGACAUUUGGCAGAAAAGGGCGGUAUUUUUGCAACGCUGCCAGAACUGUGUGUCUGAGUCUGGGACUGAAUCACUGGGGACUCAUUUGUGAGGAGCAGGUUGAGAUUCGAGGUUAGUUUGUUUCACUUACUUGCUCAUCCCCCUUCUUGAUGGCAAUUUAUUACUUCACACUGAGACUCCUGUACCUGAGUGUCGUAAUAACUCUCAGCAAGGUAAUUGAAAGCUCUUAUUCUUUCAGGCAGCUGCUAUGAAUAUAGGCUAAUCCAUAAGCUCUCAACUCCUUUUCAAAUCUCUAGUGUAUGAAAUACCGAAAAGGCUAUUUUUCCAUGUCAAUUUUUUUUGGCCAGUAAGAAGCCUGCGUUUCUGAAGUUGGUGUUAAUUGGCCUGCACCAGCUUUGAGACACUUCAGCAACUGAACAGAAGCAGCAUCCACAGGUAUCUAACAUGGCUGCCCAUUCUGUGCUCAUCUGCCUCGCCUUCAGCUUUCUGCUGGGCUUCACUUCACUGGGCCAGAACUCUAGAGAGGCUGGGGCCGAUGCCCAGGCCACCAACCAGACGGCAGCCACCUCUAAUUCUCUGGAGGCUACGCUGGCCACUCCGGUGGCGGAGGACCAGACCAUCCCAAUGAUAGGCAGCCGCUGCCGGGGCUACUACGACGUCAUGGGCCAAUGGGACCCACCGUUCAACUGCAACGCGGGCGUCUACCUGUUCUGCUGCGGCUCCUGUUUUUACCGCUUCUGCUGCCAGUUUAAGGUGCACAGCCUGGAGCAGGAGUCCUGCUCCAACUACGACACGCCCGUCUGGGCCAACACCGGCAAGCCGGCAGCCCCCGUCACUGAGGUGCAGGAGGAGCCCGACCGAGACCGCACCCACAUGAUCGUCUACAUCAUCUGUGGCGUGGUGGCCAUCAUGGUGCUGGUGGGCAUCUUCACCAAGCUGGGCCUGGAGAAGAGCAGAGGUGGCCAGACAGACAUGACCAACUCUAGGGCCUUGACAGAGUUGUUGAAGCAGCCCGGAGAGGUGGGCGGAGUGGGCGGGGCCGGGGCUCACCACCCCAUAGGGACCAAUGGGAUCUCUGGCAGGUCACUGCGCAGCAACAACGAUCACAACCACCUGAAUAACGCUGCCCUCUCACCCCUGGGUCCAGCGAUGGCACUCUCCCACCCUCACAACAACCUUGGUCUGGGCUUUAACAAGUGCGCCUCCCUCAAGGCUGUGGGGGUUUGGCCACUGGAUAACAGAGCUCUUACUGUAUCUGAACAAAGGAGGACAUUGUUGAGGUCUCUGGGGGUACCAGCAGAUACGGCAGCAAGAGACUACUACAAGGGCUACCCGAUGGUGGACUACUCCCGCCACCACUCCUCGCCCCCACCUUCCAACAUCCACGCCCCACUGGCCAUAACCAUCACCGCCGCCCAGCUCCCCAAGCCCAAGGUCUCCAAGACUAACACCCACCCGCUUACCUCCAGCUCGGCCUUCAAAGUCUGGGACCCUAGUAAGGGCCAUGUCCAGCAUCCAACGGCCUCCCACAUCGGGCAGCAGUUACAUCAACAGCCCAACAGCCGCCGGCAGGCCUACUCCAACAAGCGGCAGUUCAGCAUUGAGACACUCCCGGAACUCUUCUCCCAGCCCCUGGGCUAUGGACAGUCGCCCCACAUGCACCCCAAAAACAAAGGGCUGCCCACCAACAGCAAGACAGAGGUCACAGUCUGA